Molecule: messenger RNA, 1098 nt
Organism: Plectropomus leopardus (leopard coralgrouper)
Lineage: Eukaryota; Metazoa; Chordata; Actinopteri; Perciformes; Serranidae
Gene: hmx3b
Product: H6 family homeobox 3b
Biological process (GO): regulation of transcription by RNA polymerase II
Cellular component (GO): nucleus
Molecular function (GO): RNA polymerase II transcription regulatory region sequence-specific DNA binding; DNA-binding transcription factor activity, RNA polymerase II-specific
Source: RefSeq, a predicted model, not a curated record
AUGGCAUUUUUUAUUCCAUCAGUACACAGUCUGAUCAGUAUCCGGCUCAAGUUUGACGCAGUGAGGUCUCAGUCUGAUCCGGAGCUUCUGGUGACUUUUCUUCUUCUCUCUUUCUCUCGCGUAGUUUUAUCAGACAAUUUAAAAAAUAAUCUUUUCUUAAAGGUGUUUUCCCUCUUUUGGUAAGUUUUGAUGGUGAUUCACAUCGGACAGUGAACGGUGAUGGCAGACUCUGAUGCGCAAGAGACUCGCCAACCCGCAAAAGACUCGCCUUUCUCCAUCAAGAACCUGCUGAACAUCGAAGACAAACCCACGAAGCCGAAAAGCUUCAUCGGCUCGUCCAAAGGAGUGUUUGAAGGCAGCUUCUUCUCUCGGCUCGGUGACUUGUCUUUCCCUCGGUUUGAGCUGCCCGCACAGAGAAUUGGACUAUCGGCGCAGUAUUUGGAGAGAGCGUCUACAUGGUGGUACCCAUACACGCUCGGGACUCAUCUGAGGACUGGAGGAUCUGAGAAGGCCAACCUGAGAGAAGCAUCCCCGACACCAGACAGGCGCUCCCCAGACCUCCAAAGAAGUGACCAAGAUGCCAAAGAGGAAAGCGCCGACGACGAUAUCGCGCUGGAUGAAAGUGACUCUGAAGAGCCAAAGAAAGAAUUAGACCAGGAGGACGACUGGAGGCGGAAAACAGACGAGCUGGACUCCGAGAGGAAGCCCUGUCGGAAGAAGAAGACGCGCACGGUGUUUUCCCGGAGCCAGGUCUUCCAGCUGGAGUCCACCUUCGACAUAAAGCGCUACCUGAGCAGCUCGGAGCGGGCGGGCCUGGCCGCGUCCCUGCACCUGACCGAGACGCAGGUGAAAAUCUGGUUUCAGAACCGGAGGAAUAAGUGGAAAAGGCAGCUGGCUGCGGAGCUGGAGGCGGCCAACCUGAGCCACGCGGCGGCGCAGAGGAUUGUGCGCGUUCCGAUACUUUACCACGAAAAUGGGGCCCCAGAAACGACCGGGGGCCCCGCUGCAAACUCACCGGGCAGCCAGUCCCUCCUGGCUUUUCCCCAUCACAUGUACUAUUCCCACCCGGCACUGCUGAGGCCUGUUUAACACUGACUG